Acomys russatus (golden spiny mouse) is the source of this 7423-nucleotide messenger RNA. It is a transcript of the gene Pkd1l2, whose product is annotated as polycystin 1 like 2. Bases 32 to 7423 code for a protein of 2463 amino acids. Gene Ontology annotation, cellular component: membrane. The transcript has 43 exons. Gene Ontology annotation, biological process: detection of mechanical stimulus. Lineage: Eukaryota; Metazoa; Chordata; Mammalia; Rodentia; Muridae. The record is from RefSeq and is a predicted model, not a curated record. Gene Ontology annotation, molecular function: calcium channel activity; calcium ion binding; carbohydrate binding.
UCCAUCCUGCAUCCCCUGCAGCUGUCCCAGGAUGAGCAUGGCAGGCUUGGUGCUCCUGUGGCUAGCACUGAGCACUGGGGCUGCUGUGGCUAAGUCAGAAGGAAGCGGGCUCUGCUUACGGAGCCAGGUGCUCUUCAGAGACGCUUGUUAUGAAUUCCUGCCACUGGGACAUCCCUUCCAGGGUGCCCAGGGCUGGUGUGAGGGGCACGGAGGCCAUCUGGUCUUCAUUCGGGAUGAAGAAACUCAGCGGUUCCUGCAGAAGCACGUUACCCAGAACAGAGAAUGGUGGAUUGGACUCACAGGAACCUCAGCACCCAAUGGCACCAAGGGAGGCUCUGCGACCUGGCUGGACACUACAAGGGUGAACUACAGCAACUGGCAGGAAGGGCAGGCCACACCUGCCCCAGGGACCUGUGGCUACAUCAAGAGUGGAUCUUCAUCCCAGUGGGCUGCCUUAGAGGAUUGUGCCCGGCCCCUUGCCUUCAUCUGCGAGUUUGGGGUUGGCCGUAGCCUGGCCUGUGAGGGCCACAACGCCACCAUGCACUGUGGCUCUGGAGAGGUCAUCCAAGUCCAGGAUGCUUUCUACGGCCGCCAGACCCCCUAUUUGUGCACCCGGGGUGUCUGGCCUCCCUCAGACCUGGAGGGAGAAUGUGGCUGGGUCGGCGUCAAGGAUGAGGUGGCAGGCCAGUGUCAAGGGCUGCAGGCAUGCCAGGUGGCUGCAGAUGGGACAUACUUUGGAGACCCGUGCCCCACGAGGGGCAGCUACCUGUGGGUGCAGUACCAGUGUCUGGAAGGCUUGCGGCUGGUGGUGCCCAAUGGGAGCUUCAUCUUUGACAAUGUCACCAUCUCCCUGACAUGGCUCCUUUCUCCCUACAUUGGAAACCUGUCCUGCAUACUCAGCAUGGGAGACGGCCACAUUCUUGACCCCUACUACCCACCCAGUGUGUCCAGCAGCGUGACCCACCAGUUUACCUCUCCUGGGGAGUUCACUGUGUUUGCUGAGUGUACGACCAGCGAGUGGCAUGUAACUGCUCAGAAGCAAGUGGUACUUCAAGACAAGGUGGAGAUGCCCCGUGUCACUGGGUGUGCUGGCCUGUCUGGAUCUGGAGCCGGCCUUCUCUGUCAGGUUGUUUUUGGGGAACCACUGUGGAUUCAGGUGGAUGUGGAUGGAGGAGAUGAUGUGACUUACGCUGUGCUUUCGGGUAAUAUAACUCUGGCUGAGUUUACCACCCAGAGGGGCUCGCAGCCUUACAAUCUGACUCUGGACAGAGAGAUCCAGAAACUGCUGGGCCCUGGGAAGCACCACCUGAAGAUCCAAGCUGUGGGUACCACCUCUGCCCCCUCUGGGAAUGUCACUGUGCACUUUGCGGAGCUGCUGUCGGGGCUGCAGGCCUCCUGGGCUUCUGACCAUGUGGAGCUUGGGAGGGACCUGUUGGUCAAUGUCUCGGUGGCUCAUGGUACCCUGGAGGAGCUGACUUUUGAGGUGGUGGGACUCAACGCAAACUUCUCCCAGAAGGAAGACAGUGUUGGGCGACCCUCUGGAACCUACCGCGUGGCGGUUCCUGUUGAAGGCACUUUUCUGGUCACUGCGCAUGUGCGGAACGCUUUCUCAGACUUGAGCUUGGACAUUGGAAACAUCACAGUCACAGCCCCUUCCAGUCUCCAAGAACCGUCUGGAAUAAAUGCUGAAGCAAAGAACGGAGACAGUGGGAAUCUGAAGGUGUUCACUGAGCCUGAACUGUUCGUGGACCCUUUCACAGAAGUCACACUGGGCUGGCCAGAUGAUGACCCAGGCUUGGACUUUCGCUGGUCCUGUGGACAUUGCUGGGCGCAGUGGAACGACUGUGUGGAGAGGCACCUGCUCCACACAGACCAAAGGCUGCUGGUGCUCCAUUCCUCCUGCCUGCCACCUGUCAACUCUGCUGUCACCCUGCACUUGGCUAUCCUAAGGGACCAGGAACUGGAGAAAGAGACAGAACAGUGCCUCUAUGUGUCUGCUCCCCUGGAACUUGGGCCUCAAAUCAGCUGUGAGAAGAACUGCCGGCCAGUGAAAGCUCACCAAGAUAUUCUGCUCACAGCCACUGUGGCAGAUGAAACCCCAGCGGCCACAUUCAGCUGGUACUUAGACACCUCCUCAUCAGAGAAGGCUGAGCCCCUCCCAGUUGUCUGCAGACUCAGAGGAUUUUGGCCACGCUCGCUGACCCUCCUUCUCAGCAACUCCUCUAUGCUGUUGCUGAACAGCAGCUUCCUGCAGACCUGGGGGCCUGUUAUUCGCAUCCGGGUCACAGCUCUGACAAGCCAUUCCUAUGGGGAAGAUACCUAUGUGAUCAGUACGCUACCUCGACCUGAGGUCCCUGCCUGCACAAUAGCCCCGGAGGAGGGUACUGUACUGACAAGCUUCGCUCUCUCGUGCAACACCUCCACAGCCCCGGGCCCCAUGGAGUACUGCUUCUGUCUGCAGACAGGUUCCUGCCUCCACUGUGGCCCCAAACCAAGCCUGCCUGCUGUGUACCUACCACUUGGAAAAGAAAAGGAUGGCUUUGUCUCGACAGUGGUCAUCUCUGUCACCAACCAGGCAGGAGACAGAGAGCAGACCCAAGUGGCAGUUAAGGUGGGACACGGUGACACCGGUGUUGAAGAGGUGACAUUCCAAAAUAUUGUGUCAGAGAGAAUCACCACGGCUCUGCAAGAUGAGAGUGGGCAUGAACAGCUUCUCCUAUUGGCCAAGGCUGUGUCCUCUGAGCUUAACCAGGAGGACCAGAGCCCAGGUGCUGGGCAGCUUAGAAUGGGUGUCAAGCAGAAGGUCAGAGAGCUUCUGCUGAGAUCACUGUCCCUGGUCACCACUGGCCUAGAGAACAUGCAGAGGGUCCAAGGUUUGGCUGAGGCGCUGAGAGAGGUGACUCACCUCAGCGAGGAACUCACCCCUGUGGCCCAGUGGGAGGCCAGCCGGGCUCUGCAGCAUUCCACUGAAGCCCUGUUGGCAGCCAGUGCCAAGGUUCCUCCUGAGGAUCAUAGACGCCAGGAAGCCACCAGGGCCAUGCUUCAGGCAGUGGGGAGUGUACUGGAAGCUUCUGUCAGCCAUGGAUCAGAAGAGCCCAUGGAGGCCAGCAGCAGCCAGGUGGGUGCUCUGGACCAGGCUCUCAUUGGGUCCCAGCUGCUUCAGAUUGUGGACCAUUUGCAGACUGCUCUUCUACUGGGGACAUUGCCAGGGGGCCUUCCGGCCAUCCUGGCCACGCCCUCCAUCUCUGUGUACACAGACAGAAUUCAGCCACGGAAUUGGCAAGGCUCGUCAGUGCAUACUGCCACCAAUGACUCUGUGAACUUCACCCUGCCUGCCACCUCUCUCCGCCUUAGGGAGGACAGCCAGGAGCCUGUGGACAUAAGGAUGGUGAGUUUCUCACAGAACCCCUUCCCUUCCGGAAGCCGGUUUGAUGUCAGUGGAACUGUGGGUGGACUCCACCUGACCAGCCCCAGUGGCCAUGCCAUCCCAGUGAAGAACCUGUCACAGAAUAUCGAGAUCCUGCUGCCCCGGAUUUCAGAACAUAGCAAGCCAACGAUGCUGAGCCUGGGCACCCCAGAAGUUCUGUGGGUGAAUGUGACCGUAGGGGAUGCAGCUCUGGGGAUCCAGCUGCACUGGGGACCUGGAGUCCCACUCACACUCAGGCUGGGCUAUGGCUACCACCCCAAUGAGACCAGCUACGAUGCCCAAACAGACCUGCCUCCUGUGGCUGCCACAGGUAAGCCCCCCACAUGGAUCCUGGGUCCACAGGAUCUGCCCUUCGGAGAAGGAGCCUACUAUUUGAGCGUGGUCCCCAAGGAUGACCUGGAGUCCACCUCUGGCAGGAACCUCACAGUUGGCAUUACCACCUUCCUGUCACAUUGUGUAUUCUGGGAUGAAGCCCAGGGGACCUGGGACAACUCUGGGUGCCAGGUGGGCCCACGAACCACCACCUCCCAGACACACUGCCUUUGCAACCACCUCACCUUCUUCGGAAGCACGUUCCUGGUGAUGCCCAAUGCCGUCGACGUUCACCGGACUGCCGAGCUCUUUGCAACCUUUGAGGACAACCCCGUGGUGGUUACCACAGUGGGCUGCCUCUGCGUGGUCUACGUGCUGGUAGUGAUCUGGGCCAGGAGAAAGGACAUACAAGACCAGGCCAAGGUAAAAGUCAUAGUGCUGGAGGACAAUGAUCCUUUCGCCCGGUAUCACUACCUGGUGACCGUCUACACCGGACACCGACGAGGGGCGGCCACAUCUUCAAAGGUGACUCUCACCCUGUAUGGCUCGGAUGGAGAGAGUGAGCCCCACCACCUGUCAGACCCGGAUGCUGCAGUUUUUGAGCGAGGAGGGGUGGACGUUUUCCUGCUUUCCACUCUGUUCCCCCUGGGAGACCUGCGGAGCCUCAGGCUGUGGCAUGACAACUCUGGGGACCGGCCAUCAUGGUAUGUGAGCCGGGUGCUGGUGUAUGAGCCCGUCAUGGACCGGAAGUGGUAUUUCCUCUGCAACUCUUGGCUGUCCAUCGAUGUCGGAGACUGUGUCCUUGACAAGGUGUUUCCUGUGGCCACAGAGCAGGACAGGAAGCAGUUUAGCCACCUGUUUUUCACAAAAACCUCCACGGGCUUCCAGGAUGGACACAUCUGGUAUUCAGUCUUCUGUAACUCCACUCGGAGCAGCUUCACACGUGUGCAGAGGGUGUCCUGUUGCUUCUCGAUGCUUCUCUGCACCAUGCUGACCAGCAUCAUGUUCUGGGGUGUCCCUAAGGACCCCGCUGAGCAGAAGAUGGACUUGGGCAAAAUUGAGUUCACUUGGCAGGAGGUGUUGAUUGGAUUGGAGAGCUCCGUCCUUAUGUUUCCGAUCAACCUCCUGAUUGUCCAGAUCUUUCGGAACACCCGACCUCGGCUCCUAAUGGAGAAGGAUGGGAAAGGGGAGCAGGGACCCCCUAACCUGACUCCCUCACCGCAGCCCAUGGAGGAGGGACUUCUGACACCUGAAACAGGUAUACAACAGCUCAUCAGCUCCCUGUUUAAAGCCCUGAAGGUGUCGCCCCCAGCCUCAGGCUGGGACCCCAUGAACCAAAUGGACAUUAACUACCUCCUCACCUUGAUGGAAGACAUCAUCUGUCCAGAGGACGCAACAGGACAAGAAGUCUGGGAGGGAGCCAAAGGGAGAGAGGAGCCUUUCACCUUCACCCGUGGGUCUGUACAACACAAAGAGAGCACAUGGCACCCCAAGUCCAAGCUGGUGGUGAGUGGCCUUUGGAAGGACAGCAUCUACGGGCAGUGUCUCUACCUUCAACUGGAGCACGUGGAGAGGGAGCUACGGCUGGUGGGGCCCCAAGGCUUCCUGCAUCGCCACAGCCAUGCCCAGGCCCUCAGGCAGCUACAUGUCCUGAAGGGCCACCUCUGGGGACAGCCUGGCAGCCCAGCACUAGCACAUUCCAGCACUCCUCAGGCCAGCAAGACCCCCCGUGGCCUGCCCUGGUGGUGUGUCCUAGUGGGCUGGCUCCUGGUGGCAGCCACCAGUGGGGUGGCAGCCUUCUUCACCAUGCUGUAUGGCCUGCACUAUGGUAGGGCCAGCUCCUUCAAGUGGCUCAUCUCCAUGGCUGUCUCCUUUGUGGAGAGUGUGUUCGUCACCCAACCCCUGAAGGUGCUGGGCUUUGCUGCUUUCUUUGCGCUGGUCUUGAAGAGAGAGGAUGAUGAAGAGAUCUUACCCCCAUUGCCAGGACAUCUGUCUGGCCCAGGCCCCUGUGCCUUGUACCGAACACGAAGACGUAGCAGCAAGGAUGCUUACCAGCCUCCGCUCACCACCGCCAUUGAGAAGAUGAGAAGCACUCGUCUCAAGGAGCAGAAAGCAUUCUCUCUCAUCAGAGAAAUCCUGGCUUACCUGGGCUUCCUGUGGAUGCUGCUGCUGGUGGCCUAUGGGCAAAGGGACCCCAGUGCUUACCACCUCAACAGACACCUGGAACACAGCUUCACUCAAGGCUUUUCAGCUGUUCUGGGCUUCAGAGAGUUCUUCGAAUGGGCCAACACCACUCUUGUGAAGAACUUAUAUGGUCAUCACCCAGGCUUUGUCACUGACGGGAACUCCAAGCUGGUUGGCAGUGCCCACAUUCGCCAAGUGAGGGUCCGGGAAAGCUCUUGUUCUGUGGCCCGGCAGUUACAGGCUUCUUUUGGUGGAUGCCAUGCACCGUACUCCCUGGAUGUUGAAGACCUGGGCGACUAUGGGGAAAGCUGGAAUGCCUCUACCUACAAUAACAGCAAUGGCUUCCCUUGGGCGUGGCAAUACCAGAGCCAGAGCCAACGCCAGGGUUAUCCCAUGUGGGGCAAACUUACCGUGUAUGGGGGAGGAGGCUAUGUGGUCCCCUUGGGAACUGAUCGCCAGAGUGCCUCAAGGACCCUCCAGUACCUCUUUGACAACAGCUGGUUGGACACCCUGACCAGAGCAGUGUUUGUGGAGUUCACUGUCUACAACGCCAAUGUCAACCUGUUCUGCAUUGUCACACUCACUCUGGAGAACAGCGCCCUGGGUACCUUCUUCUCACAUGCGGCCCUGCAGAGUCUGCGCCUGUACCCCUUCACUGAUGGCUGGCAUCCCUUCGUGGUGGCAGCCGAACUCAUUUACUUCCUCUUCCUCUUCUACUACAUGGUAGUGCAGGGCAAGCUCAUGAAGAAGCAGAAGUGGGGUUACUUUUGCAGCAAGUGGAAUCUUCUGGAACUGGCCAUCAUCCUGGCCAGCUGGAGUGCCCUGGUGGUGUUUGUGAAGAGGGCUAUUCUGGCAGAGCGUGACCUCCAGCAUUACCGGAAGCACAGGGGCGAGGGGGUCAGUUUCAGUGAGACAGCAGCAGCCGAUGCUGCGCUGGGUUACGUCAUUGCCUUCCUCGUCCUGCUGUCCACAGUGAAGCUCUGGCACCUGCUCAGGCUGAAUCCCAAAAUGAACAUGAUCACAUCAGCACUGCGCCGUGCCUGGGGGGACAUUUCCGGCUUUAUCACUGUCAUCCUAAUCAUGCUCUUGGCCUAUUCCAUUGCGUCAAACUUAAUAUUUGGUUGGAAGCUCCGUUCCUACAAAACCCUCUUUGAUGCAGCAGAAACAAUGAUCAGCCUUCAGCUGGGGAUCUUCAACUACAAAGAGGUCCUGGACUACAGCCCAAUUCUCGGCUCCUUCCUCAUUGGGUCCUGCAUAGUUUUUAUGACAUUUGUGGUGCUGAAUCUGUUUAUCUCUGUCAUUCUGGUGGCUUUCAGUGAGGAGCAAAAACAUGACCAGGUAUCAGAGGAUGGAGAGAUUGCAGAUUUGCUUUUGAUGAAAAUCCUCAGCUUUCUGGGCAUCAGAUGUAAAAAGGAAGAGCGUCAGAGCAGCAGUGAACAGCCUGAGUUGUCCUUCCAGGCUCUGUCCCCUCAACCAGCACAAGCUCUCUCUGGGGUUUAA